Molecule: messenger RNA, 1102 nt
Organism: Coregonus sp. 'balchen'
Lineage: Eukaryota; Metazoa; Chordata; Actinopteri; Salmoniformes; Salmonidae
Source: the annotation of a GenBank genome assembly
AUGGCACAGCGCGCCCACAAGGAAGGGCUGUGCAAUAUCAACAUUUUAUGUUUGGCAUUUAUUUUCUGUCUCAUAAGGCCAGUUGAUGCAAAGCCACUUCCUGCAAAUGUUUUGCCUUCUUCAUCCUCGCUGGAGCACAUGACUUUGAUCAACCCUGUUCAGAACAACCCCGAUGUCACAACUCCAAAACAAACCAAUUUUUUAAACACAUUGCUUGGACAAUUUGAGAGUUUGCUGGUGAAAGGUGAGACAGGAAUCCAGAAAUUAGCCUAGGCCUAGCGUUAACAGAGAGAAGUCAGAGAGGCAAAUGUCUAAGCUUGAGUUGGGGCAACAUUUGACAUUUACCUCUGAUUUUCCACAGAUGGUACUUCUCCAGGUAAUGUGGACCAGGUGACUCAAGGAUAUCCCGAACCCUACACAAAUGCUAAAGACCCCCAGAGGCAUGUGAAGGCCCUAAUGUCUGUUCUACAGACUUACAAGACGCAAACAGCAUCACAUGGUGAUUUGCCCUUUAUUCUGUUCCUACUCUUUGUGUGAAUGCGCAAACCUGUGUGAAUUUCACAAUUGUUGAAUUGUAAAAUCCAUUGUGAAAUGGAUUUUGAAAUGGAUUGUACAUUUUGUUCCGAUGCAGGUAAUGAUCACGUCUUCAAACUGUGGGGAAAAGCUCCAAAAGCAAAGAAGAGCACCAAUGAAAUCAAAUCCAGAGUCAACAUAUUGACAGACCCCACUUACUCCGAGCCACUUGUGAAAGUUAACAUGAUUUUGGGCAUCUUUUUCUACGGCUUCAUCGUGAUAGGUAGCUACAUAACAUUUUGCUGUCUUUUUACUGCAUGGAAAUGUAUUGUUCUGCUUCAUGAGUUGAUAUUGACAUAGCUAUAAUGUAGAAUGUUCUGCUUUGUAUGUUAACAUGAGCAACAGCUGGGGUUUGUUCCAGCUACAAUGUUAUCGUGUUUGUUCUGUGCCUGGGACUUUUUCAUCAGUGUUUAUCUAUGACUCUGUCCGAGUCUCCAUGGAGGCCAGAAGGAGAUCUGAUGCUCUAGCUGCUGCCAGGCUGAAGAGAAAAGAACCACCCCCUUUUGAACCACAGUCAACUUUAUCCAAA